Messenger RNA from Bactrocera oleae (olive fruit fly), 269 nucleotides. NCBI's taxonomy places the organism in Eukaryota, Metazoa, Arthropoda, Insecta, Diptera, Tephritidae. The record is from RefSeq and is a predicted model, not a curated record.
AGAAAACCAUGCAGAUCGUUAGCGAAAUCAAGCGCAAAACUGUAGAGCAAUCGCUAGCAGCUGAGUUUCAAAAAUUUUGGAAAUAUUUACAUACUUACGAAGUAAGAUUUUCGGUAUUGGGGAUCUGUGAUAUCAACAGAACGAUAUUGACAACGUUCAGCUCAGGAAUUGUUACAUAUCUCUUUAUUGUUUUACAAUUCGAAAAUACCUUAUAUCUUUGAAGCCAAUUCAAAAAUAUUGCAAAAAACGUUGAAAUAUAAUAAUAUAUU